UUCUCUCUUCCAUAGAAAAAGUAUUUCACUUUCUGGCUCUCGCUCGAGCUCGCUAGGUAUUGGCGUGUAAGAACCAGAGAACAAGACCUAAAACAUGUCCGACAUGUACGGUCCCGGUGGCGACGAAUCUGGGCUUCCGUCCAGAGGUAGUGGCGGUGGUUAUGGCUCCGGCGCUGGUGGUGGUGGUGGCGGAGGCUACGGAGGUGGAGGUGGAGGUGGUGCUGGUGGCUAUGGGGGAAGCAGCGGUGGCGGCUAUGGGGGUAGUGGCGGUACCGGAGGAUACGGCGGAGGCGGCCGUGGCGGUACCGGAAGUUAUGGCGGCGGUGGAGGGGGCUACGGUGGUGGAGGAUAUGGUGGCAAUUCUCAGAAUCGAGGUGGCGGUGGUGGUGGUGGAUACCAAGGAGGAGAUCGUGGCGGUGGUGGUGGAUACCAAGGAGGAGAUCGUGGCGGCCGAGGUGGUGGUGGUAACAGGGGCGGGGGGCGUGGCGGCAGCGGUAGAGAAGGGGAUUGGAAUUGCCCUAAUCCAAGCUGUGGGAAUCUGAACUUUGCAAGAAGGACUGAAUGUAAUAAAUGUGGUGCCCCUAGUCCCGGGGGAGCAGGCGAUCAAGGCAGUGGAGGUGGGGGUUUCAACAGAGGAGGUGGUGGUGGUGGGGGAUAUGGUGGGAACCGGGGUGGUAGAAGCUGUAAUUACAGUGGUGGAAGUGGCGGAGGUGGAAGAGGUAGCGACGGCAGAGGUGGUAAUCAAGGACGGGAAGAUGGUGGUUACGGCCAGAUCCCUCCACCUGGACCCCCAUCUUAUGGAGGGACUGGUGUCAAUUAUCCACCACCUCCAAACCCAUAUGGUGGAAACAGUAAUUAUGGAAUGGAAGCAGUUCCUCCUCCUACCAGCUACACUGGUGGUCCCAAUUCAUAUCCCCCAUCCUAUGGUGCCCCACCUCCUAGUAGUUAUGGCAGAGAUGGCCCAGGGGAUGCACGAGGGAGUGGUCGAGGAGGACCACAAGGUGGGUAUGAUGGUGGUGGUAGUCGAAACACUGCAGGUGGUUAUGGUGGUGCUCAAGCCGAGCCUCAGGUGAAGGUGAAGCAAUGUGAUGAGAAUUGUGGUGAGUCUUGUGACAAUGCAAGAAUUUACAUUUCAAAUUUGCCUCCAGACGUUACAUCAGAAGAAUUGAGAGAGCUUUUUGGAGGGAUUGGUCAGGUUGGAAGACUCAAGCAGAAGCGAGGUUACAAGGACCAAUGGCCCUGGAAUAUAAAGAUAUACACAGAUGAUGAUGGAAAUAACAAAGGAGAUGCAUGUCUGGCUUAUGAAGAUCCCUCUGCUGCACAUUCAGCCGGGGGGUUCUACAACAACUUUGAUUUGCGGGGUUAUAAAAUCAGUGUUACUAUGGCUGAGAAGUCUGCACCUAGGCCUUUGCCAACAUAUGGUAAUAGGGGUGGUAGAGGUGGCUAUGGUGGUGGUGGUGGUGGUGGUGGUGGUGGUGACAGACGAAGGGACAAUUACAGAGACGGAGGAGGCUCUGGCCCGGAUAGAAACCAACGUGGUGGGAACCGUUCACGCCCAUACUGAUAAAACUGUGGCGCUGACUUUUAUUGUAUUAAGAAGUGAUAUCUGGGGGAAUUCUAAUCUGUUCCUGUUCGCGGGUUAUUUUCAAACAGGAAACAUGAGAGGUAGGUUGUUCGCUUCUCUUAAGCAAAACACCUUCCUUUCUCUUCCCAUGUCAAUUUCUACAAGUUGGAGGGGUUUUUUUUUUCUUAAGCUUGAAAUUAAUUUGAACCAUGUGAAUGUUUUUUUAGAGGCCAGUGGAUAAUCUCCAAAUUGCUGCUUAAGGUAGGUUGAAAUUUUCAGGUGA
Molecule: messenger RNA, 1847 nt
Organism: Telopea speciosissima
Lineage: Eukaryota; Viridiplantae; Streptophyta; Magnoliopsida; Proteales; Proteaceae
Product: transcription initiation factor TFIID subunit 15b
Exons: 6
Coding region: 95-1564 (489 amino acids)
Molecular function (GO): RNA binding
Source: RefSeq, a predicted model, not a curated record